CAGACUGACAGAGGUGUUGACUAAUAGUUGUGAUCAGGGGACUGAAGAGGUAACACAGAGAUGGAGACCAAAAUGAAAAAAAGAGAACAGUGGACAAGAAAAAGGGAAUUUAUUCUGGCAGCAGCAGGCAAUGUGGUGGGACUGGGCAAUGUGUGGGGAUUCCCCUACCUGUGCUACAAGAACGGAGGAGGUGUCUUCCUGCUGCCUUACUGCUUCUUUGCCAUGUUGUGUGGUGUGCCGCUCUUCCUGCUUGAGACUGUGAUUGGUCAGUACACACAGGAGGGCGCCAUCACCUGCUGGACCAAGCUCUGCCCACUGGCAAAGGGGACCGGCUAUUCUAUCAUGGUGAUCCAGCUUUAUUCCAGAUUCUACAGCAUCAUCCUUGCCUGGGCGCUCCUGUACCUCAUCUACUGUUUCAGAGACCCUCUGCCCUGGGCCACCUGCAACAACCCCUGGAACACAGACAGAUGUGUGGACCUCACCUCCCCAAACUGGACUGCAGUACACAGUGGUAACCUUACAGCAAACUGGACAUCUGGAAAUCUCACCAAGUCUUCAGUCUCUGAGUUCUGGGAGAAAGGAGUGUUGUCCAUGUCUGGGGGAAUAGAGGAGGUUGGUGCAGUACAGUGGAAGCUACUGCUGUGUCUCCUGGCCUGCUGGGUGGCCUGCUACUUCUGUGUCUGGAAAGGGGUCCGUUCCACAGGAAAGGUGGUGUAUUUCACGGCUGUGUUCCCUUAUGUGAUGCUGGCCAUCCUGCUGGUGCGGGGGUUUACGCUGCCAGGAGCCUGGCAGGGUGUGGUCUAUUACCUGUAUCCAGAUCCGUCUCGCCUGGCAGACUUUCAGGUGUGGAUGGAGGCUUGUGCUCAGGUUCUCUUCUCCUAUGGUGUUGCAUCAGGAACCUUAAUCACACUGGGCAGCUACAACAAAGUAAACAACAACUGUUACAAGGACAGUUUGUGGUUGUGUUUGCUCAAUAGUGGCACCAGCUUUGUUUCUGGCUUCGCAGUCUUCUCAGCUCUGGGCUUCAUGGCCCACCAACAGGGAAUUCCCAUCAACAUGGUGGUUGAUUCAGGCCCUGGGCUGGCAUUCAUUGCGUUUCCUCAGGCUGUAUCUAUGAUGCCCCUGCCUCAGCUGUGGGCUGCCUGCUUCUUCCUUAUGCUCAUCCUGCUGGGACUGGACACACUGUGGUUGGGUCUCGAAACGUUACUGACCCUAAAAACUGACGUGGACCCUCUCCAUACAUUAACCUGCUGGUCAAUGCAACUGGUCUAA
Messenger RNA from Plectropomus leopardus (leopard coralgrouper), 1272 nucleotides. The record is from RefSeq and is a predicted model, not a curated record. NCBI's taxonomy places the organism in Eukaryota, Metazoa, Chordata, Actinopteri, Perciformes, Serranidae.